Chrysochloris asiatica (Cape golden mole) is the source of this 957-nucleotide messenger RNA. RefSeq names its product dehydrogenase/reductase (SDR family) member 7B (gene DHRS7B). Lineage: Eukaryota; Metazoa; Chordata; Mammalia; Afrosoricida; Chrysochloridae. The record is from RefSeq and is a predicted model, not a curated record. The coding region runs from base 25 to 957 and encodes 310 amino acids. The transcript has 6 exons. Gene Ontology annotation, cellular component: membrane. Gene Ontology annotation, molecular function: oxidoreductase activity.
AGGAGUCUUCCAAAGGCAAAGGUCAUGGACUUGCUUAUAUCCAUGGCCAUCUUGUCUCUAUUCUUCAGCUGCAUGGGUGUCUUCAGCCUUUUCAAGUUGCUGCAGCGGAUGCGCAUGAAGGCCUACCUGCAGGACGCUGUUGUGGUCAUCAUGGGUGCCACCUCUGGGCUGGGCAAAGAAUGUGCCAAAGUGUUCCAUGCUGCAGGUGCUAAGCUGGUGCUCUGCGGCCGCAACAGGAAGGCCCUGGAAGAACUCACCAAAGACCUUGCUACUCAAUGUGCCACCAAGGUGCAGACACACAAGCCUUACGCAGUGACCUUCGACCUGGCAGACCCCAACACCAUUGCUGCUGCGACAGCUGAGAUUCUGAAGUGCUUUGGCCAUGUAGAUAUACUGGUCAACAAUGCUGGUAUCAGCUACCGUGGUGCCAUCGUAGACACCACUGGAGAUGUGGACAGGAGAGUGAUGGAGACAAACUACUUUGGUCCUGUUGCUCUAACGAAAGCACUUCUGCCUUCCAUGAUUGAGAGGAAACAAGGCCAUGUUGUCGUGAUCAGCAGCAUCCAGGGAAAAAUCAGCAUUCCUUUUCGAUCAGCCUACGCAGCAUCCAAGCACGCAACCCAGGCAUUCUUCGACUGUCUGCGCGCAGAGAUGGAGCAGCAUGAAAUUGACGUGACCGUCAUCAGCCCAGGCUACAUCCACACCAACCUUUCCCUAAAUGCCAUCACUGCUGACGGGUCCCGAUAUGGAGUUAUGGACAAGACCACGACCCAGGGCCGGAGCCCCACAGAGGUGGCCCAAGAUGUCCUUGCUGCCGUGGGAAAGAAGAAGAAAGACGUGAUUCUGGCUGACCUGCUUCCUUUCUUGGCCAUUUACCUUCGAACUCUAACUCCUGGUCUCUUUUUUAGUCUCAUGGCUUCCAGAGCCCGAAAGGAGCAGAAAUCCAAGGACUCCUAG